UUUCCUGAUCACAAACGCAGCUCAUGUUUCCACUGUUAUUAAUGCUCACUCUCUGCAGAAACUGACUGAGCUCACACACAGUGGGCAGAGGAGACAAAGCUCCAAACUUCUUCUGAAUCUGGCGCUCGGGAAAGGUUCGCGAGCCCAAAGACUGAUGUGGGAAACCUUUGUUGAAAUAAGGUACACUUUGCCCAAACUGAACAAAAUAAUGACUGAAAUACAGGAGCAAGGUGCCAGUCUAGUAAACCAGGUGAUUAUUGACCAAAGUGUACCAGAUGUACCCAGCACACUUAAAGAUGCUCAGCGAAAGCACAAGGAGAUGUUACUAAAACAAAGUGAGAAACUGGUAGUAAAUACCAUUCUGAUAAAGGAGAAGGUGAAGCACUUUCAGUUGGCUGAUCGCUACACGGAGCUAACAAUUAUUUCUGAUGUACGUGACCGGGAUCUGGUAGAACAUGAGCUGCUGGCGAGAGGCAGAGACCACGAGGAGUGGAGACAGAAGCAGCUCCGGGGAGAGCUGGAAAAAAUCCGAAUUGAUAAACUAUUCCACAGCAGUUUCUCUGGAGGAGGACUAUUUUCCCGGAUGAAAAAAUUCUACAAGAGAAGCGGAUCUGGCAAUUUCACAGGGACUUCCGCAGUAGUGAGUGGAGUGGCGGGGAUUGGAAAAACAACCAUGGUGCAAAAGAUUGUCCAUGACUGGGCCACAGGCAAAAUCUAUCCACACUUUCACUUUGUUUUUAUUUUUAAAUUCCGAGACUUAAACAGCCUUAACUGCAGAAUAACACUGAACCGCCUGAUCGUGGAGCAGUAUCCGUACCUCAAGGAUGUUUUGGAUGAGCUGUGGAAACACCCAGAGACAUUGCUCUUUAUAUUCGAUGGUUUGGAUGAAUUUAGGGGAAGUAUUGAUUUCGCUGACAUUCGGAGACACACAGAACCUCAGCGCAAGUGCACAGACCCUGAAUUCCGUUGUAAACUUUCUGACAUUGUGUACAGUUUAAUACAGAAAAAGCUGCUGCCGGGCUGCUCAGUGCUGGUGACCAGCCGCCCCACUGCAUUACAGUUACUGGCAAAGGCUCAGGUCAGUGUCUGGGCUGAAAUCCUGGGAUUUGUUGGUGAAGAGAGAAGGGAAUAUUUUCACAAGUUCUUUGAAGAUCAGGAGGUGGCGGCUGCUGUUUACAGCCACGUGGAGGAGAACGAGCUCCUGUUCACCAUGUGCUUCAACCCGUCCUACUGCUGGAUCCUCGCUCUGUCUCUGGGUCCCUUCUUUACACGGAAACACAGCAACAAACAGCGAGUUCCCAAGACAGUCACACAACUCUUCUCCUAUUAUAUUUAUAACAUACUAUCACAUCACAGUGUCAAGAUGGAAAGCCCCCGUGAUGUGAUGCUGAAGAUUGGUGAGAUGGCCUUCACUGGAGUCUCCCAGAGAAACAUUGUCUUUAAUGAGGAAGAUCUGAUCAAAUAUGACCUCCAGCCUUCCCAGUUCCUCUCUGGCUUUCUCAUGGAACUUGUGGAGAGAGAGUCUUCAGAGCACAGCGUGGUCUACACAUUCCCGCACCUCACCAUCCAGGAGUUUGUAGCCGCACUCGCUCAGUUUCUGCCUCAAAAUACAGAAAAUCUGCGGAAACUACUGAAUAAUGCUCACAAGGAGAAGGACGGCCGGUUUGAGAUAUUUCUGCGCUUUGUUGUGGGUCUCUCCUCCCCACGGGCAGCUCAGCCACUGGAGGAGUUUCUGGGUCCAUUUGUCCAUCAGACAAUCUGUGUGGUGAUCAAUUGGCUGAAGGAGAAGUUUAGAACUCACACGAAAUUCAGCAAAAGCAGCAGUGAGAAAAGGAAUCUGCUGAACACACUCCACUAUCUGUUUGAAUCUCAGAAUCAAGCCCUGGCACAGCAAACACUGGGCUCUGUACAAACACUGACAUUCGGUGAUCACUCUCCAGACAAAGCAUUGAGACUGACACCGAUAGACUGUGUUGUGGUGUCUCAGGCCAUUGGACUUUGUACCACAAUAAAACAAAUGGAUCUGAGGAGCUGCUACAUUCAGGAUGAGGGUCUUCAGCGUCUGGUUCCUGCUCUGCACAAGUGUCAGGAGUUGCAGAAUCUGGGAGAUUGUGGAGUGAAGCGACUGUGUGAGGCUCUGAGGAACUCGGAGUGUAAAAUACAAAGUCUGUGGUUGGACAGUAACAGACUGACCGAUGGCUGCACUGAUGAUGUGGUCUCCGCUCUCAGUACAAACCGCUCACUGAGGUUCCUGGACCUGAGCUCUAACUCCUUCACAGACGGCUCUGUCCGCGCUCUCCGCCGCCUCAUACAGACCUGCACCAGUCUGGUGUGGAUCGGGCUGUGGGAGAAUGAGUUCAGUUCAGACGGAAAGAAACAGCUGCGGUCACUGCGGGGAAUCAGAGCUGAGCUGUUAGUGAUAGUGUGACAAUGACUGAGGCAGUGACUGUCCACACAGUCUGUGUAAUAUGGAAUAUAUUCUGGA
Callorhinchus milii (elephant shark) is the source of this 2485-nucleotide messenger RNA. RefSeq names its product NACHT, LRR and PYD domains-containing protein 3-like. Gene Ontology annotation, molecular function: protein binding. Lineage: Eukaryota; Metazoa; Chordata; Chondrichthyes; Chimaeriformes; Callorhinchidae. Gene Ontology annotation, cellular component: cytoplasm. The record is from RefSeq and is a predicted model, not a curated record. The coding region runs from base 155 to 2428 and encodes 757 amino acids. The transcript has 6 exons.